This is a messenger RNA of Exophiala aquamarina CBS 119918, 930 nucleotides long. Its product is annotated as eukaryotic translation initiation factor 3 subunit G. Gene Ontology annotation, molecular function: translation initiation factor activity; RNA binding. The transcript has 2 exons. Gene Ontology annotation, cellular component: eukaryotic translation initiation factor 3 complex; cytoplasm. The coding region runs from base 1 to 930 and encodes 309 amino acids. The record is from RefSeq and is a predicted model, not a curated record. Lineage: Eukaryota; Fungi; Ascomycota; Eurotiomycetes; Chaetothyriales; Herpotrichiellaceae.
AUGUCAGUUUCACCAAGAAGCGUGCUAACCAACAUCUCGACGAACAGCCGCCCCGACUGGGCCGAUGAUGUCUCAGACUCCGAACAAUUCGACUCCUCCUCUCUACCUGCACCCGUCACGACAGUCAACAAAGAUGGCACCAAGACGACGAUCUCGUACCGAAUCGACGACCAAGGUCGCAAAGUGAAAACCACCCGCAAAACCCGGACGACAGUGCACAAGGAAAAAGUGAACCCGGUGGUGGCGGAGCGACGAAACUGGGCGAAAUUCGGGCUCGAGAAGGGCAAAUCGAAAGGGCCGCAGCCAGACACCACCACCGUUGGAGAGAACAUCGUCUUCCGACCCAGCAGAGACUGGAAGAACGUGCAGGCCGACGAGGCCAAGGCCGGCGGCGGCAAGGCAGAGGAAAAGAGUCUGAAGGAGCAGCUGCGCGACAAGAAGGUCAAGUGCCGUAUUUGCCAGGGCGAGCAUUUCACCGCCAGAUGUCCCUUCAAGGAUACCAUGGCCCCCGCUGACGACGGCACCACCCCCGUCAACGAUCCCAUGGCCGAGGACGAGGACGGUGGCAAGGCUGCUGGUGGCCUCGGCGUCGGCGGCAGCAGUUACGUCCCGCCCCAUCUCCGAAAAGGCGGCGCGCAGGCGGCUGGUGAACGUAUGGGUGGAAAAUACGAGAGGGAUGACCUUGCUACGCUGCGUGUCACGAAUGUGUCCGAGAUGGCAGAAGAACAGGAACUGCGCGAUCUUUUCGAACGGUUUGGCCGUGUCACGAGAGUGUUCCUGGCUAAGGAUAGAGACACGGGCCGUGCCAAGGGUUUUGCUUUUAUCUCUUUCGUUGAUCGGUCGGACGCCGCAAGGGCAUGUGAGAAGAUGGAUGGUUGGGGCUACAGGCACCUGAUUCUCAGGGUGGAAUUCGCAAAGAGGACCACCUGA